Neodiprion fabricii is the source of this 7354-nucleotide messenger RNA. RefSeq names its product broad-complex core protein isoforms 1/2/3/4/5 (gene br). Bases 1319 to 2701 code for a protein of 460 amino acids. NCBI's taxonomy places the organism in Eukaryota, Metazoa, Arthropoda, Insecta, Hymenoptera, Diprionidae. The transcript is spliced from 7 exons. Gene Ontology annotation, biological process: regulation of transcription by RNA polymerase II. Gene Ontology annotation, cellular component: nucleus. The record is from RefSeq and is a predicted model, not a curated record. Gene Ontology annotation, molecular function: protein binding.
UGCCCAGUUGCGUUCCCAAUCAUUCUACGACUAGGUAGUCCCGUGUCCAAGCUGUGCCACAAGGUUGGCGGCUGGUGUCAUCGGCGAAUAACGAUCACCGCUUCUUAAUUCCAAGUUUAUACUUUACUUAUCGUUUCUCCGUGCGGCCUGCCUAAAAGUUAAAAGUCAAAAGAAGGAAGGAGAGUAGUAGAGAAUUGUAAAAGAAAGAAGAGAGGAAGAAAACCGAGGGAGAAACAACGUAAACAGAUCACAAUAAUACAACAAGAACAACAAGACUGCAACAGUUUAAAUAUAAUCUCAUUGUUCGUCGGACUGUUUGUUUCGUUUUGUUUUUUUAUUGUUACAAACAUCGUUAGUGAAAAACGUUCAAUCGUUCGUCAAAGACGUGCUCCGCAGUUUCAAUCGCCGCACAAGUUUCGAACCAAACCGUUGAACUUUGACGCAAGACCAGCUGUUGUUAUAAACGUUCGCUGCACAUAUACCGGUUCGUUCGUUCGGUUUUUCGGUGGUUUUGUUCUACCUUUAGUCGCUUGUUCGUCCGGAUUACCCCGGAAACACUGCUCACGAAGGAGAAGAGAAGGAGAAGAGAACAACGAGGAGAAAAAGCAGGAGGGAAGUACUUGCAGAAUUCGUUCGGAGUGCGAUUCGAACUAGUCGUGAAAGACUCGGAAGGAGGAACGGUUCGAACUGCAACGGCGAGGGGUGUCCCGGGAGUUUUGAACGGAAGUUGAAAAAGAGUGGUGACAUGCGCGUGUAUGAGUGAAGCGUCGGCGGCAAUCGAGUAAACGAAAACAGUUGACAAACUAACCUAAUCUAACCUAACCUAACCUAACGCAACGCAACGCAACGUAAUGUAACCUGCCGACGAGAUAAAAGAGAAAAAAAAAGUUGAAAAAAGUCGAAGAGGAAAGAAUAAAGAGAAACGAAAACAAAAAAUAUUAAAAAAAAAAAUAAGCAAAAAGGAAGGAGAGGCAAAAAGAACCGCCAACUAAAUUCGGCGAUGGGCGGACGACUGCGGGAAUUCCGAGUGCUCGUUAGACGGCCGCAGACGCUGCACAGCGACGCCUAGAGACUAGAGAUAGAAAACAAGGAGAAGAAGAGAAUUUGUCGUAUCGCUUUUCGUUACUGGAGACGAGAGCGAGAGGAGAGACGGACGGCAAAAUAGCGAGAGGCGAAGAGCGGGAGACUUAAACGACUCAAUAGCUGCACGGGAGCGCGCCUGGCACCGAGGCGCAAGGACGCGGCAACGCCAGCAGGAGCGGAGAGCACAUUGCUUUUUUCCAUCUACGAGCAUCGCGCAAGGUGAACAGUCAGAACGAUGGUAGAUACGCAACACUUUUGCCUGCGAUGGAACAACUACCAGAGCAGCAUAACGUCAGCAUUUGAAAAUCUGCGAGACGAUGAAGACUUCGUCGACGUCACAUUGGCCUGCGACGGCAAGAGUCUCAAGGCGCAUCGCGUCGUACUCUCAGCCUGUAGCCCGUACUUCAGAGAGUUGCUCAAGAGUACGCCGUGCAAGCACCCGGUGAUAGUGCUUCAGGAUGUCGCUUUUAGCGACCUGCACGCCCUCGUCGAGUUCAUUUACCACGGCGAAGUUAACGUCCAUCAACGAUCGCUGAGCAGCUUUCUCAAGACUGCCGAGGUCCUCAGGGUAUCUGGUCUAACGCAGCAAGCCGAUCAGACCGAUAGGGAUGAGCUGUCACACGUCAGAGCGCUCGCAGCUGGUAACCAUCUUCCCACGCAUGAAAAAUUGCCAGAAGAGAAUUUUUUACGUGGAAAUUCUUCCCCGCCAUCAGCAGCAACGAUGCCGGUACCAACAAGUCUGCACCAACAAAUAUUUCAUAAAUCGCAGAUCCGCAAGAGCGAAAUUCAUCCCUACAACACGCAAAAUGAUAAAAUUAAAAGGGCCAGAUUGCCGUCGCCUCCUUUGAACAAUAAUGAUGCGAUACCGACAGACUUUUCUAUGAUAAAAAGCAACCACUUAUCGAGUAAAAUUGAGGGUAACGGAUUAAACGAAGACAGCAGUCAUGUAGAGGAGAAUAUCAAGUGCGAACCCCUUGAAUUGACGGGGGGCAACGGAGGUGGGAAUGGUGGCAAUCACGACGACUCCUCGAAUUCCGAGGCUGCGGCGUCUGAUCGACCGCCAGCGUCAGCGAGCAGCAACGAACACGACCCUGAACCCGAACAUCCACCGCCGAGCUACCUUCCAUCGGAGAGUAAACUUUUCACCACAACGCCUGGUACCUACAAUUUCACCAUGUCUGCGCUAACCACAGAUCAUUCGCCCUUAUCAGUAAAAUUUCCAGGCCUCGGACACGGGCUUCAAACAACGGACCUGGCUGGAACUUCACAAGGUACCGGCAACGGGAUGCAGACACCAACAACGCUUCCCUCUGCCGUGUACCGGAUGCCACCGCCGACCGCGGGUGGCAUAAACGAGCCUCAGGAGUGUCCCUAUUGCCGGCGCACAUUCUCAUGCUACUACUCUCUGAAACGCCACUUCCAGGACAAGCACGAACAGUCGGACACCCUCUACGUAUGCGAAUUCUGCAAUCGGCGUUACAGGACGAAGAACUCAUUGACGACCCACAAAAGCCUCCAGCAUCGGGGCUCAAGCGGCAUGCUCAAGAGGCUCCUCAAGACGUCGGCGAUAAAAAAUGUCCUCGCCCAACAUCCGCAGAUACCCCAACAGCCCCAAUGAAAAUUGUGGUACCAUCAUAAUUUCCCCACCUUCGACCAAUUGACUGGGAAUUAUGAACGUGCCGCUGGCGACAAGUCGCCGAGCUUAACUGCAUAUCAAAAGUAGCUUCUUUCUCUUCUUGUUGGUUUUUUUUUUUUUUUUUUUUGUUCUUUGUUUUCUUCAUUGUAACAUUUCUUUUCUCUUUUCGCGGUCACUCGUCGUUUCGAUAUACAUAAGUAUAUUUUUAUUCGCAUUACGUAUGAUGUACGUAUUAUUAUUAUUAUUAUUGUUAUCAUUAUUAAUAUCAUUAUUGUCAUUAUUAUUCUUAUUAUUAUUAAUACGUGUACACCUAUCCUAUAUCAGAUUGUACAUCUCGUUGGCAGGGGAUCUCAAACGAAGUUGCGUUUGUCGAUAAACUACAAUAUCGCGUAUGCCGAGUGAUCCAGAGCUUAUAUAUGUAUAUAACAUACAUGCACAACCGCGCAAACAUACACACAUCUCGUUAUUAGAGUAAAUGUAUUAUUAUAUCGUGACAGCGAAUAUCGCGAAGUGAGAAUGCCUAAAAACGUAAAAAAAGAAACUUACAAAAGAACAAUAUCGAUACACAGGUAAUUGUUGCUACAUAUCAAGGAGAAGAAUUGUGAAGAAAAACAAAUUAUUGUAUUUUAUGAUGUACGUUUACGACCGGUCAAUUGUCGAAACAUUCUUUCGACGAUCGAGACGGUCUUUCAGUUUUUGUUGUAAAUUUUUAGUCGAAUUUCAAGUCACACGACGAUUACUGUACACAUGUGCAUACGUAAUAUAUACGUAAAUAUACAUAGAAUGUAUUCUGGAUAUGUUGGGGUACAAAUUUUUGGUAUAAGGUUAUCAUACCUGUUGCAUUCUACAUACGUUGAGAGCCCGCUUCCCGAGAUUGGAUAGGUGUAUCCUCUUGUUUUCUUUUCUUUUUUUUUUUUUUUUUUUUUUUUUUUAUCUCCUUUAUUUUAUUGAAUUUUUUUCUCACCUUUUCUCUUUUUAUUUUAUUUUGAAUUCUUUUCGUCAAGACUGCGUAUAAUCCAAAGAAGAGGGAAAUAUCGACUGAGACAUUAUAUCAAAUUUAUUUUUUAAGUUUAAAAGGGGAAAAAACAAACAACCUGAAAAGCCAACUAAUUGGAAACAUUCCAUAUGUUAUACCUAUACUGUAACGAAUUAUUAUCAACAGUGAUAAGGCGUGAUUCGACGAGAUUUCGAAAAUUAUAUUUAGUCGGAGAAAAUGAAACAAAACAAAAAAAAAAAAAAAAAACGCAAAAGAAAUCUAACGAGAUGUAUUGUAUACGGUAGGGUCAAAUUAGUACGAUAUACAUGCAUACUAAAGAAGAGAAAAAUUAAUGACUGACAGAUGUAUAAAAGUAGAAAAAACAAAACAAAAAACACUCGCACACACCGAUAUUAUAUGGAUGUACAGCAGAUCGUAAGGGUGAAUAUACGCCGGAUGAUUAUUAUUAUUGUACCAUUGAAACUUCAUUCUUUUUGAAUUCAAGAACUUGGAACGGAUAAUUGUGGAAUCAGGAAUUGACUUAGAAGUCAAUUUUUUUUUUUUUUCUACUAAUACCAAAGUGUCUUCUACAUAAGAUUGUAGACAAUUCGCUGAUCACGUCGUACAAAGUUAUCAAAAAAUGUUUUGAAUCUUGACACAAUUUUCCGACUUCGUCAAUGUAUUUGGCGGGGGACGAAAACGAACAUCGAAACCUAAAGUUUAUUCUUGUCGUUAACUUUGAUCCGACAUGAAAUUUCAAAUCUCGAUUAUGAAAUGUAAAACUUUCCACGUCUUUGAAUUUAAAAAAUUUGAAGCUUCAUAUAGCCAUCGUAAUAAUGUCGAUCAGGCAAGAACAAUGUCUGUCAAAACACAGUUACGUAUAUCGAAGAUAAAGACAUGUCUGAGACGGAAAAAAAGCAAGUUCAGAAAGAAAUCCGAUACCCUGAAAUUGUUCCGGCGAUUGGCUUGGCAUUAAUUUUAUAUAUGAAGAGGAUAUCAUAAUCACAUCGAUACCUAUAAUCACGUAGUAACAAAAAUUAGCUGAAAAGACCAUAUAUACAUAUGUAACGAAUACGUAUCUACUAACGAAAGAAUCCACAAAGACAAAACAAAAGUAUAUAUAACUAUAUAUAUAUAUAUAUGACAUGCGCAAAGUUCGUCAAAUCAAAGUGCAUUUAAUACACAUUAAUGUGAAACAUGGUACAGAAAUGAAAAAAAAAAGAAAAAAAAACGAAAAGAAGCAUAAAUAUCCAUAGCUUUUUAUAUUUAACGAUAAGUUGAGUAUUUGUUGAAAAUGCUCUCCAAUGAUUAAUAUCGGCUACUCAUAAAAGUGAGAGUUCGUUGAGAAAACGAAAUGAUCAUUGGGAAUAAUAUAUUAUGGUAUGUGAGUUGAAAUGAACAAAAGGAGAAGGGGAACGGAGGAUAGUUGAGAACGAAGUGAAAAAAUGAAUAAUUAAAGAAACAAACAAAUGAAAAAAGGUUAUACGAAUUGGCUGGUAAAUAAUUAAUUGAAUAAUUAAACCAGCAAACGCAGGUAUUAUGAUAUACAAUAUGUGUAAACAAGAAAUAAAUCUAUAUAUAUAUAUAUAUCUCUCUAUAAAUAUAUAUACAUAUUUAUAGUUAAGUAAAGUGAAUUAGGGAUACAGUUAUUUUGUCUUAGGCCUAAAUAAAAAUUCAAUUACAAAAAAAAAAAAAAGAAGAAAAGAAGAGAAAAAAAUGAAGAAAAUAAAAUAACUUAAUAUGCUCAAAUUCAACAAAGUCUCACAAAUCGAAUACAAGAUGAAUAAAGUUAAAACGAGAAGAGAGAAAAAAAAAAGAAAAAAAAAUACAUAAUAAAGUUAAACGUUAUUAAAUUACGGGCUUAAGGUCUCUAAGUCCAUAAUCACGCGCGCAAAUUAACAGACUAUAUUUUUAACUCUUUAAAUAGUAAUAUUUUCAACUGUACAUAUUCAUACAAUAUUAUAUAAUUAACGACUCUUCUCUUAUUCAGGUUUUUAUAAGUAGUACACUAUACUUCGACGUAGAUAGGCGAACCGUAUAGGCUGGACAAUGGAUUUGUGUUCGUGUGCAAACCUUGGCAAAGUGCAAUAUUACGUGUUUAAGUAAUGAGAUAUCAAAAAUGAAACGGUAACGGGAGAAAACGAAUUUAUCCGAGAAGAAUAUUUGCUUUCCAAACAUAAAAUUGACGAACAUGUUAUACCUUCUCUCGACGUAAUAAAGUAUGUGGAUAUUCAAUUGAAUUCGAGAAACAGCGGGUUUCAACGGUUUUACGAAUUUUUUCGCGUUUUUUAAUUCAUUCGAGUGCAUUGAUUUUUCGUUGAAUUGUCUAUUUUGAACUUGUUAUUCAAGAUUUAUAUGAACCGCGAACAAUUCCAUUGACCGGCGUUGUAUAAAAUAACGGAUAUAUAUAAAUAUAUAUUAUAUAUAUAUAUAUCUAACAAAAGGUACAAUUUAAAAGAAUUAAAAUAUACAAGUUGUUCAUCGCAACAUAUUCAGGUCUGAAACUCAGUGUAAAAAAUACUUGGAAGAAAAACGAAAACGAGAAAAAAAAAAAAAAACAACUCACAGCAACACAAGAAAAAUUGAUGUUUUAUUAUGAUAUAAGCGUAAAAGAAAUGCCAUUAUAAACUAACACGCAAGUACAAAUUAUUGAAAAAUAACGUUUACGUCUAUCUUAGAUUGCGUAGUAAAACAAGUGAAAAAGAAAACAAAUGAGAAGAAAAUGGAAAAAAAAGAAAUUGAAUAAUUACAAUGUCUUCAAAUUUAGCAACAAUUGAGAAUAAAAGAUCAAGAGAGAGAAAGUAUGUGUGUGAGAGAGAGAGAGAGAGAGAGAGAGAGAGAGAAAAAGAGCGCGCGAAAAAAGAUUUUAAACAUAUCUUCUAAACAAUGUAUACAGUUAAAUUAUACGAUUUUAGGGUUAGAUAUAAUAUGUUUCUUAUUGAAGCUGCUCUCGGCUACCGUAUGAAAUUCAAUGUCGAAUGAAUUUUUAAAUGUCGUGUUGAAAAAAAAAAACAAAAGAAAAAAAAAUUGAGUGUGAAACCAAAUCUUUUAGUGGCCAUGGUUCGAGCAUAAUGUGGACAACGAUUAUUAUUAAUAUUAUUAUUAUUCUUAUAUGUAAACGAUCAAAACGUCAAAUUCGUCUCUCGUUAAAAUUAUUUAUUUUCGGACUAAUCUUAUGAUAUUAGUGAUCGGUAUCAUACGUGAGAUCUAUAGGAGGAAAAAAAAAGAAUAAUUCUUUGUUUUUGAAUGGUUUAUUUAUUAUAAUUAGUGAAAUUAAUGGAUUAAAAAAAAAAAAAAAAAGGAAGCUAGUCAUUUUUAAAUCUUUUCGAUACAUAGUUCUAUGAUUCUGUGAUAAAGGAGGCGAAAGAAAGGUAAAGAAAACGAACGAGAUAAAGGAGAAGAUUAAGUAAAUUAAUAUUGAAUGAAAUUAACUCGCGUUAACUCCACAUUAUGACAUAACCGUGCACACACCUCAAUAUCGAUGAGAAUUAUAAUUAAUUAUAUUAUUAAUUGAUAUGAAUAUUGGAAAAUUCUGUGAUGUUUUUCAGUUGGUAUACUAGAGGGGAUUAAAGAAAAAUGAAACAAAAGAAAAAAAAAAAAAACAUUUAAAAAGUACACUUAGAAUUACGGAAACGUAUACGGAAUUACGUCAAUGUUUA